Alligator sinensis (Chinese alligator) is the source of this 3389-nucleotide messenger RNA. RefSeq names its product tropomyosin 1 (gene TPM1). The transcript is spliced from 8 exons. Gene Ontology annotation, biological process: cardiac muscle contraction; actin filament organization. The coding region runs from base 30 to 1046 and encodes 338 amino acids. Gene Ontology annotation, molecular function: actin filament binding. Gene Ontology annotation, cellular component: actin filament. NCBI's taxonomy places the organism in Eukaryota, Metazoa, Chordata, Crocodylia, Alligatoridae. The record is from RefSeq and is a predicted model, not a curated record.
UGCCUCUGUCACGAGCCAAAGGGAAUCUAAUGCUCUCCCCUUCUUUCUCUCCCUUUCUCCGUCUGUCUCUGUCCUUUUUCUGUCCCUCUGCACCCACACCUCUCCUUUGCGCGCUCACACUGCCUGCUGCACUCCUGCCCCCUCCCCACUCCUCUCCACCCACGUCGCAGCUGGAGGAUGAGCUGGUGGCUCUGCAAAAGAAGCUGAAAGGCACUGAGGAUGAGUUGGACAAAUACUCCGAGUCCCUUAAAGAUGCCCAGGAAAAGCUGGAACUGGCUGAGAAAAAGGCUACCGAUGCUGAGAGCGAGGUAGCUUCUCUGAACAGACGUAUCCAGCUGGUUGAGGAAGAGUUGGAUCGUGCACAGGAGCGUUUGGCAACUGCUCUGCAAAAGCUGGAGGAGGCUGAGAAGGCAGCAGAUGAGAGUGAAAGAGGAAUGAAAGUCAUUGAAAACAGAGCCCAAAAGGAUGAAGAGAAAAUGGAAAUCCAAGAGAUCCAGCUUAAAGAAGCCAAGCAUAUUGCUGAGGAGGCUGACCGCAAAUACGAAGAGGUGGCGCGUAAAUUGGUAAUUAUUGAGAGUGAUCUUGAGAGGGCUGAGGAACGCGCUGAACUUUCGGAAGGCCAAGUCCGACAGCUGGAAGAACAGUUAAGAAUAAUGGAUCAAACCUUGAAAGCAUUAAUGGCUGCAGAGGAUAAGUACUCACAGAAGGAAGACAAAUAUGAAGAGGAGAUUAAAAUCCUGACCGACAAACUGAAGGAGGCCGAGACUCGUGCUGAAUUUGCUGAGAGAUCAGUAACCAAGCUGGAGAAGAGCAUUGAUGACCUAGAAGAUAAAUUUCUUUGCUUCACCUGUAAAAAGACAUCUUCAUCCAACUGGAUUAAACCACCUUUUCAAGCUCUUGGAUGUUUCAUGGGCUCACUGUCCUGCCUUCCAGCUUACCUUGAUCCUUUUCUUUUAGACUCCUGUCUCAGGAUAUUGCUCUUUGUGCCUUCUAUUGUACAGAAACUCCACUUCUUUCAAUGUAAAAUAAAACAUCCCGCUGUGUAAGCUGUAUCCCUUUUGCUAUUCUUUUGCCUUUUAUUUAUUGAAAACUAUAUUAAUAAAGUUAAAAAUCUGCUUUUUUGCCUUUAGGAAUCUAUUUUUGGCUGCCUUUCCCUUCUUUACUUUUCUACCCUUUUUCACAAACCUUUUGCUUGGUUAUCAGAAAUGCAAAACCAAUAAUAUUAGCUUGUGGGGUGACAGUGCUACACCUGGGAAUCCUAAAUUGAUCAUUUUUGUAGUGAGAUCUUCAUUUUUUCCCCUCAAAUUAAAAUGCAGAUAAUAUGAGACUCAGGCUCAGUGGGGUUUUUUUUAGGUUUUUACUGUUGGGCCAAAAUCUGCAAGGAUACAAUUCCCACUGAGGUCAUUUGGUCAUGGGAGCAUAGUUGAGAGUGCAAGUUGGCCCUUGGAGAUCUCUUGGCAGUCAAUUUUUCCAGAGUCCAAAAUUUCCUAUUAGCUUGAUACUGAAGACUUCCUGCCUUACAUAAGUGCAUUCUUCAUUUAACUUUUCAGGGAAAGAACUUUUAAAGGGAUAAUGUCAAGUCAAAAAUCACUUUUUUUUUUUUCUAAACAAAACCACCAGAUGUCCUGAUCUCUGAUUAACUACUUGAGUUCUGGAGCUAUGGAAAUCUGUAGAUGUUGUUUACUUCUUAAAUUUUACUCCCUAGGUUGGGGGAAAAUGCAGUGGCGUUUCACUUUUAUCUUUAAUCAGUUUUACAGUUUUGUGUUGGCAUAAAAUUGCAAGUUUGAGUUGCAGAGAAAUGCUUUAAAAAUUAAAUCAGUCUUGUAAUUGUCAGUAGUUAACUCAUACUGCCCUGCCUUCAUUACAUAUUAAAUUAAAUGUUUUCGUUGAUCUCUGGUCCUUUAAAUCUUUGUUCUGAAAAACCUAAAUGGUGGGUUCAUAUUGACCUUGACAUUUGUCCUUUUAAGUAUAGAACAUGAAAUAUUGUCAUUUUUUGCUCUCCUAUAUUAUAUAUAAUUAGAAGUGCAAUGGUAUUUCUUUAAAUUCAUUGCAACUAUUCUAACUUCAUUUCCUUCAUAAUGAGGGGAAAAAUUAAAAUAGUUUUUUACGUUAAAGUGAAUAUCAGUUUAAACUAAAUUGACUUCUAAUUACUCCUUUCAUUAGAUUUUGUUGCUAAAGUUUCCAAAGCUUAUAAAACAUAAAUCAGCUCAAAUCAGUGUACCUAAAUUUACUGUUCCGUACCUAGAUAUUCAUACUUAAUUGCAUAUCAUUCCCAUGUAAAUGGUAAUGUGGAGUUCCCUUAGAAAGCUAUUAUCUUUUUUUUUUUUUUUUUAAACUUUUGUCAAAUGUAUAGUACUCUAUGAGGCUUGAAAAUGCAUCCUUCCCUCUUGCAGUCCUUUCAUAAUUGGUAAUUUCUUCUCUACUUCUCUUUUGUUUUGGUUCCAAUUGAAAAUCAACACUUUUUUCCAUUUCUGUUUUUGAAUUUUUUUUGUCAACUUCACCUCAUAGCAUCUUUUCAUAACGUGAUACUAUGCUUGAUCUGAAUAUUGAUCAUUAGAGAAAUUGAACCAGGUGAGGAUAGAGAAACUCGAGGUUUUUUGGUGGUGUGUGUUUGCUUUAUUUUGUUUUUUUUAUUUGUUCUUGUUUUUUCAAAUUUCGUCAAAUCUAAAAAAGCCUCAGAUUUAAUUCUUCUCAAAAGAAUUAAAAGCCACAAAAUAAAGAUAGGUGUAAUUUGGACAGUCUUCAUAUUGGCCAAUAACUAUACAAUUAUCAAUUAAAUCUGUCCUGUUCCUGUUUAUAUAUACAUUUUAAAAGUUGGAAAACUUGUGGUCAAGAUGAUCAAGUCUGACUAGUGAUUUUUAGAAUUAGUUUUAGUUUGGGCAUCUAGAAUUUUUUUUUUUUUGCCUCAAAAAAAAAAAAAAAAAAAAGUGUUAUGAUCCAAACAAAUAUGCAGCUCUUAGUUCAAAUUAUAACACCAUAUUUUUUUGAAGAAUCACUACAUAGAUUUUGAUAUUCAGAGUGGAUGCUUGGCUAUCUUGAGAUUUGGAUAGUGUUUCCAAGUAUGAUUUAAUGUGUAACAUUGCAGUGAUGAAGAGGGAUGCUGAGGCAGUCUGUCAGUUGUAACAGACCCGGGUUCUGGGCUAUCUUCUGAGCUUACCUGGCUCAGGUGUUUGCCAUUUGUUGCACAAAUGUAUCCUGUGGCCUUGUAUGGCCUUGUUACUGCUGUAGGAUGUUAUAUAUUGCUGCUGUAGCUCUCAGGUGGGUUAUCUGAAAGGCAAAACAGAUUGCUCUGCACACUGGAAAAACUGGGUAUGAACAGUCAAAAUAUUCAUGUAAAAUCUCAAUUCAUAUUUAUGCUGUCAAUAAAAAUACAAAACAAGAGAAGGAAA